Anopheles darlingi is the source of this 1272-nucleotide messenger RNA. Its product is annotated as endochitinase-like. Bases 41 to 1240 code for a protein of 399 amino acids. The record is from RefSeq and is a predicted model, not a curated record. Gene Ontology annotation, molecular function: chitin binding; chitinase activity. The transcript is spliced from 4 exons. Gene Ontology annotation, cellular component: extracellular region. Gene Ontology annotation, biological process: chitin catabolic process; carbohydrate metabolic process. Lineage: Eukaryota; Metazoa; Arthropoda; Insecta; Diptera; Culicidae.
CGCCGGCAUCGAUAGUGUCUGUUGUGAUCGGUUGAUAUUCAUGGUGACAAUGUUCAGUAGGUGGACCGUUUUGUCGAUACUAUCAGGUCUUGCUCUUUUGUUGAGAACGACCAGCGCUCAGACGAAGCUUCUCGCAUGUAGCUACAAGCAUCCGGGUGCCCGUGAAGCCGGCUACCUACCAGAAUACAUUCCCCUGGAGCAGUGUAACCAUGUGAUCUUCAAGGAGUUCCGCUUUCCGAAAGUCGUUGGGCGACAAAUGCAAUUUUACGAUGAUGAUAAGCUAGCGUUUAGUGGAUUGGUUUCCAGUUUACGUAAUCGAUCGACCGAGGUGUUUGUGGUAGCCUCGAUCCGUGGAAACCAGAAAGACUUUUCGGUCAUCAGUGGUGUCAGCGUACGGAGGCGUGCAUUUGUGCAGCUCAUAGGAACGCUGCUGCUCGAGCUAGAUGCGGAUGGUGUCGAGAUUAAUUGGAUUACACCCGAAACCACCGAUCGUAGCUCGAUGGUGACGCUUCUUCAAGAUCUACGACAGAUAGUAACGUCGGUCACUCGUAGUGCCAAGAGCCGCGAUCGGGAGCUAUGGUUUCAAGUGUGGAAUCACUUUAAUCCGAUAUCGAGCGCAUACAAUGUACCGGAAGUGUGUGAGCUGGCUGAUCACAUCAUGCUCAAUGCCAAGGAGUAUCCUACGGGUUUCUCUCAUGCUCCUAUAAACACCAAACCAAUUGAUCUACCGGCAGGAGUCAACAUACCGAGCUUGGAUAACUACAGAAAUGACAUUACCGAUUCCACUCAGCAAUGGAUCGAUGAAGGAUGUCCUCCGAAGAAACUAUCUCUCUCAAUCGCACUGUACGGCGUUCAGAAACAGUAUCAACACGUCUUUAGCUAUGAAGUUCCAAGUGGUUUUGAUGUGAACACAAAGUAUGUUCCGUAUAGUGAGCUUUGCUUAUCUUACCGCACAAAUCAGUGGACAUUCAACUGGGAUUCUUACGGAUUGAUGCCAUACGCCACCAGAGAACUGGGAAAUGCGCUUUUCGAUCGCGUUAGCUACGACAAUGUUGAUUCACUUCGCUACAAAAUGGAUCUCGUGCAGGAAAAGCGCUUGGGUGGCAUUCAUCUCGACUACGUGCACUACGAUGACAUCUAUGGGAAGUGUGGCCAGGCCUAUCCUCUGACGUCGUACCUCGCGAACCGAUUACGAACCAUUCCCUCCGAUAUUGGCUUUGCCAUCGAAUGGAGUCAGUGAAUACGAAUGGAGGUAGAGAAUUUCUUAUGAAU